AGUUUCUAUUGUGUAAAAGAUGGUUCGUUUAAAUAGUCAAAAACGAACUACAAGAGAAAUGCGUAAUUGUGAAUUUGCAGAAAAAACAUUGCAAAUAGGAAAUGUACUUAAAUUCCAUUUGUGACUUUAAGUAAUCAGAACGAUUUCAAAAGUCAAACGUAAUUACAAAUUUGUUAAAAACCUAUUUGACGUUAUCCAUUCAUUAUUCUUUUGGCUAUAUAUAGUGGUGUGCCGUGAUCUCCAGCGAGUAUAAUUCUGCGGAGUAUCGGAUUUUACUCGUAUUCUUGUUAAAUUCAGCAGACGACACUGGCGUUGUCAUCUAAACAAGAAAUAAACGGAUACAACAAAAGUUACCAUGGAUCUUGAAGAGAUAGAAAUAGUCGAGAACCUGCAAAACAUUGCCAUAGACACGUCAACACAAGAGACAGAACGAAACGAAACUAAUGGCGUUGGUCACCAUAGUAACGAUUUAUUUGUUGCUAAAGUCGUCGUUCAAACGGUCAUUUUGACGUUGGCCAUAUUUGGUAACACCUGCUUGUUUUUUGUACUGCGCAGACGCAAAAGGAACUUCACUAGAAUGCACGUGUUCAUCACACAUCUGUGUUUUGCCGACAUGUUAGUUGCGUUCUUCAACAUUUUACCACAGCUAAUUUGGGAAAUUGUCGGAGAGUGGAAAGCAGGUGAUUUCAUGUGUAGGUUUGUGAAGUUCAUGCAAAUAUACGUAAUGUACUUAUCAACAUACGUGCUUGUUCUCACUGCAUUAGACAGACGUCGUGCAAUUUGCUCACCAUUACUUAGCCACACGUGGACUUAUAAACUUGUACAUCUGUCAGUUGGUGUGGUAUAUAUCUUGUCUGCUUUUCUUAGUUUACCACAGGCGAUUAUCUUUAAGUAUCAGGAAACUGUGCCUGGAACCGGACAGAAGAAUUGCUGGGUUCAUUUUCAUCCUGAGUGGACGCUGCAAGUCUAUAUUACUGCAUUUACAGUUCUAGUCUAUAUACUUCCACUUGGCAUACUUAUAUACGCAUACGGCUCCAUAUACUACACAAUAUUUGUGAGACAGAAAGAAUCAAAAAGAGAUUUUUCAAAAAGAGAACUUGUAAAAUCAAAGGAUAAUUCAGUAAUAGAAAAGAACGGUGUACCAAUUAGAAGACUGAAUGUCCCUUCAUUUACAAGUGGAAAAUCUGGCAGAAAUCGUGGUCAGUCGAUGGUUCCUCGCAGUAAUUCAUUUGCUGGCUUUACACGCGCCAAGAUGAAAACUGUGAAACUGACUUUAGUGAUCAUCCUGGCGUAUAUUGGGUGCUGGUCCCCGUUUUUCAUAUCACAACUCUGGUGGCUGUAUGACGAAACGGCACCAGCAAGCCAUAGUGCAAUCGUUAUCAUGAUACUACUCGCAAGUCUGAACAGCUGCUGUAACCCAUGGAUAUAUAUGGCGUUCAGUGGAUCUAUUUCUUUCCGCGUAUUCUCUUCUUGCUGUUCGUGCUGUGGUAACCAAAGUACAUGUAGUAACAGAGCGAGCAGAAGUGGCUACGAAAAUCAACGAAUGUUGCCGAGAACACAUUCUGUGCUUACAACACCAUUAACACCGACGCCUUCAACCUCUUCAAAACUGAUCGUUCCAAAUACAAUAAUUAUUGAAAGUAGUUCAAUGUAAAACACUCACCUAAUACAUACUAAAAGUUAAAUAAAUGUCAUCACAAGGUGAUGCAAGAUUAAACAGUGGAAAUUGAUCAAAGUGUCUCAAAGAUCUGGCACAGUGCUACCUUAAACAGAAAAAAAUGCGAUAGGAUUUACGUACAGCGUGAUUGGCAUGUGUAAUGAUCUAACUGCUAUUGAUAUUGUAGACAUUGGGAAACACAUCUUUGCAUUCAUAUCUCACGGUUGUUCAGACAUAUUUUCCAAAAAAAAAAAAAA
Mercenaria mercenaria is the source of this 1914-nucleotide messenger RNA. Its product is annotated as cephalotocin receptor 2-like. Gene Ontology annotation, biological process: G protein-coupled receptor signaling pathway. Gene Ontology annotation, molecular function: peptide binding; vasopressin receptor activity. The transcript has 3 exons. NCBI's taxonomy places the organism in Eukaryota, Metazoa, Mollusca, Bivalvia, Venerida, Veneridae. Bases 356 to 1654 code for a protein of 432 amino acids. The record is from RefSeq and is a predicted model, not a curated record. Gene Ontology annotation, cellular component: membrane.